Triticum dicoccoides is the source of this 1475-nucleotide messenger RNA. RefSeq lists its product as uncharacterized. The record is from RefSeq and is a predicted model, not a curated record. The transcript has a single exon. The coding region runs from base 118 to 1152 and encodes 344 amino acids. NCBI's taxonomy places the organism in Eukaryota, Viridiplantae, Streptophyta, Magnoliopsida, Poales, Poaceae.
UGUUCAGAGUUUCGUUCCCCUUUUUCGAGAGCAAGUCAACUCAGUCACUUUCUCCACUAACGCGAAGCCCCAAACCGUCUCAAAUCUCCAUUAGCGCGAAGGUCAACCGCGCGCAGGAUGGACAGCCCCCUCCCGCAGCCGCGCAGGCGCAGGCCCGUCGUCCUGAUCGCCUCCUGCGCGCUGAUCCUCCUCGCCACCGCCCUCCUCCUCCCGCGCGCUCCCGCCGUCCCGCCGCUGACCCCGGCCGUCCGCCUCGACCCGCGGGUCGCGCGCAGGAGCGGCAACGAGGUGCUGUGGCAGCUGCCGCCGGGCCCGCCGCGCGCCGCCGUGUUCGUCGCCCCCGGGUGCACCAUCCGCGCCACCGACUUCUUCGACGCCUCCCCCGGCUGCCCGCGCUGCGCGGGGCUCCCCGAGGAGCGCCGGUUCACGCGCGAGGCGCUCCGCCGAGGCUACGCCGUCCUCGCCGUGUCCAGCCGCGCCGAGUGCUGGUCCCUCGACGCCGCCUCCGCCUCUGGCGACGGCAGCGAGCUCGCCGCCGUCGGUUCCGUCAUCGAAUGGUGGGUCAAGGAGCAGCACCCCGAGCUCGGCGGCCUCCCGCUCGUCGGCAUCGGCGCGUCGUCGGGCGGGUACUUCCUCUCCGCGCUGGCGGCGAGGGUCAGGUUCAGCAGCGUCGCCAUCGUGAUUGCCGAGGGCGUGUUUGCCGCCAUGGAGGAAAUCCCGCCCGGCUACCCGCCGGCGCUGUUCGUGCACAUGCCCAGGGACGCCGACAGGGCGCAGAUGGUGGCGGCAAGCAUAGACAAGCUCAAGUCAAAGCACGUUGAUGUGCGGGAGAUCCAGUGCGACGCCUUUGCCGUGAGUGCCGAGUUCUUGGCGGCGAGGAUCCCGGGGUUGACUCCCACCGUCGCCGAUGGCCUUGUGGACGUGCUUCGCCACAAGUCCUUCUUGGAUGAGAAGGGGUUUCUGAAGAACGAUGGGAGGAGCACACCGUGGAAGGAGGCGGCGGAGGAAGCCAAGAUCCUGCCGGAGGGGUUCCGGCUGGAGAGGCAUGUCACGGAGGAGUUGAAUAUUGCAUAUGCAUACCAUGAAUUUACCAGCCUGGAGAAUGAAGAGAUCUUCAAAUGGUUCGAUUCCCAUAUGGAUCACAAGAUUUGAGGGCACAUCAUUUGUAGAUGGCCAACUUGAUGUCGGAUUCAUGGAGUGUUGCUGGUUUUGAGAGGAUGCACCGUUAUGAUUCAUGGGAGGUGGAAAGAAAGCACAAUAUUCUGUAAGGUUUAUCCUCAAAGCUUGUAGUUUAACAUAGACACUUAUGGAAUAUGGUUUCUCAUAGCGUCAUGUUUUCCUUUGCCAUUGUGGUUACUGCCUUAUUGGUGUCACAAGCAAAUGGGUGAACUGCCCUCAUUGUUGUUACUGUUGUAACUCGUCCAACAGAAAUAUGUUAAUGCUGUAGAAAACGAUAGCACAACUUUUGAUAAAUU